This is a messenger RNA of Pedinophyceae sp. YPF-701, 2847 nucleotides long. NCBI's taxonomy places the organism in Eukaryota, Viridiplantae, Chlorophyta, Pedinophyceae. The record is from the annotation of a GenBank genome assembly.
AUGGCGGCGCAGAGACGGCGGCGCAUUGCCGUGGAGCCACGGGACACACCGAAGCUUGCACCCCAGAGCGUUCCGCAGCCCGCGCCGCCCGAGGUCGCGCCGGAGAGCGCGGCGCCGGCGGGCUCGACACAGACGGGCCACUCUCUGCAGAGCUACCGCGACAGACGGGCCGCCCUUGCCGCUAGCGCCGACGCGCCUCGUUCGAGCCGUCCGGGCGCCGCCCGAGCGCCCAGUGGCGAGCCUCCAGGCAGCCGCACGCAACGCACCCAGUCCCGGCAGGGCGCCCGGGUGGCAGCGCGGCACCAGCCCGAGCAGGCAGCUCCGCGCCCGGACCCUCCGGAGCCCCGCGGCGCCACGCCGUUCGUCGCGGGCACCGUCGCGAGCAGCGCGGAGCUGAUGGCAACACAGAUGCAGGACGCGCUCGAGGCGCAGGAGCUGGAGGAGGCCAAGGAGCGCGAGCGGCUCCGGCAGCAGGUGCAGGAGGUGGAGGACAGCGUGGACGAGGAGGCCGAGGCGGCGCGGAAGCGCAGCCUCGGAGACGCCGUCUCGGAGUGGCAGACGCGUUUGCGCGCGCAGGUGGAGCUGGAGCGCGCGGAGGAGGUCGCUGCGCUGCAGCAGUCCUUCGAGGGGCCGUCGCUGGGGCGGCUGCAGGCCGACGGGCUGAUCCUGGCCGGCUUGGCCGUCGUGGACGGCCCCCGCGCCCUGUUCAGCCAGGAGGUCUUUACGUUCGCGCUGCCCAAGGGCGGGCGGCUGCCGGCGCACCGCCUGCGUGUGCGGGACCCGGUCGCGACGCGGCCGCUGUCCGAGGACGUCCCGGAGGCGCUGGCGGACGUGUGUGGGCAGCUGGACGGGACGGUGGUGCGUUUCACGGCCGAGGAGAUCGAGGUGGCGUUCGAGUCCGGGGCGCGGGGUGCCCUCGAGCAGGUCGUCGAGCACCUGCGCGCGCGGCGGUCGAAGGUGGCGUGCUGGUGCAUCGCGCCGGGCGCGCAGAGUGGCACGUACGACCGGCAGGUGGAGGCGAUCAGGCGGCUCGGGAGCUUCCGGAACCGCAGGGGGACGGACCGCAGGCGCGCGGAGAUGACGCUGCGCGCGGCGCUGCUCGGGGCGCUGCGCGGGCAGGACAUGCUGGGCGUGGCGGGGCGGGCGCCGCUGUGGGCGGGACACGGGCCGUGGCGCGAGGCCGCGACGCGGGCGUUCCGCGCGGUCGAAGGGCUCAACGACAGCCAGAAGCGCGCGGUGUUCGACGCCCUGUCGCGGUCGCUCGUGCUCUGGCAGGGCCCGCCGGGCACGGGGAAGACGCGGACGCUGCUGUCGCUGCUGGCGGUGAUGGUGCAGGCGUCGCGGGCGCAGGCGGCGACCUCGGGCGUGCUGCCGGACGCGGCGGACGUCGGGCCGAUCCUCGCCUGCGCGGGCACGAACGCAGCCGUGGACAACAUCGUCGAGGGGCUCCUGAAGCGCGGCGUGCGCGUGGUCCGCAUCGGCCAGCCGGCCAAGGUGCGGCCUUCGCUGCACAAGUGCGUGCUGGAGGCCAUCGUGCUGGAGGGCACCGCGGCGGGGCGACAGGCGAGCGAGCUGCGCCGGAAGAGCGAGGCGCUGCUCGCACGCAUCGCCCUGGCGCGGGAGGGCAAGCACCACGACCCCACGACGGGCCGCCCGCUGCCCCCCGUCGCUACGGACCGGCUGGACCGCGAGGAGCGCCGGGCGAAGGAGUGGGCGAGCCAGGCGCGCACCUUGAUCAAGCGCGGCCAAGACGAGGUCCUCGGGCGCGCCGAGGUCGUUGCCGCGACGUGCGCGGGCGCCGCGGACCCGGCCCUGUCGGGGAUGUUGUUCCGCAUGGUGGUGGUGGACGAGGCGACGCAGAUCGUGGAGCCGUCGUGCAUCAUUCCGCUCGUGCGCGGCGCGGAGUGCGUCGUGAUGGCCGGGGACCCGCGGCAGCUGCCGCCGACGGUCGUCAGCGGCGAGGCGGCGAAGCUUGGGCUGGGCGAGACGCUGUUCGAGCGGCUCGGCGACGCCGGUCUGGCGCCGCUGCUGCUGCGCACGCAGUACCGGAUGCAUCCGCUGAUCGUCGAGGCGCCGUCGCGGAUGUUCUACGGCGGCCAGCUCGAGGCGGGCGUGGCCGCAGAGGACCGCCCGCUGGUGCCGUGCCUGCCGUGGCCGGACCCGGACGGCAAGGGCGCCCGGCCGGUGAUGUUCGUGGACACGAGCGGGAGCAGGGAGGCCAGCGACCGGUCCAUGUCGUACCGGAACGCGGAGGAGGCGACGGUGGCCGCGGGCCUCGUCGCGCUCGCCUCGCACGCGUUCGGAGCGCGUGAUGGCGGCGCCGUGGGCGCGGCCGAAGCCGACGACGACCACGAACCGGUGUCGAGCGUCGCGGUCCUGGCGCCCUACGCCGCACAGCUGCGCCUGCUCACGCGCUCCCUGCGACGCGCGGGGCUCGCGGUCGACCGCCAAGAUCUCGACGUGUCGACCGUCGACGGCUACCAGGGCCGCGAGGCGGACCUCGUCGUCUUCACUGCCGUGCGGUCCAACGACCACGGCAACCUCGGCUUCGUGUCCGACCCGCGCCGGCUCAAUGUCGCGGUGACCCGCGCGCGCCGUGGCCUCGUCGUGGUCGGGAGCGCGGACACGCUCUGCUCGGAUCGCCACUGGGCGCGCUGGCUCCAGUGGGCGGACCGCAAGGGGCUGUGCGUGGACUCACAGGUGGUGUACGACGCACUGGAGCGGGCGGGCAUCGACCCGCCGCGCCCCGGGCCGCGCGGGGAUCGGCGGCCGCGAGGGGAUCCGGCCGUCGAGUCUCCGGGCCCGAGGUCGCCCGCCCGCUCUGGUCAGCGAGGACCUGCGCGCUGA